Nannizzia gypsea CBS 118893 is the source of this 924-nucleotide messenger RNA. RefSeq names its product alpha/beta hydrolase fold protein. NCBI's taxonomy places the organism in Eukaryota, Fungi, Ascomycota, Eurotiomycetes, Onygenales, Arthrodermataceae. The coding region runs from base 1 to 924 and encodes 307 amino acids. The transcript has a single exon. The record is from RefSeq and is a predicted model, not a curated record.
AUGGCUACUGCAUCCAUGGUCUCUGUUGGCACGCAUCGCCUCUUCAUAUCCAUAAGUGGACCCCCACGGUCUGUCAGGGGUCCUAUUGCCGUCGUAAUAGCCGGGGCUGGGGAUGUCUCCUCCUCAUAUGUCGCGGUCGAGAGACUAGUUGCACCCUUUUGCGGAAUUGCCUUGUUUGACCGGUCUGGCCUGGGUCGCAGCGAAGACGGGCCCCAGAGGCACACGGCCACCGUGGCUGCCACUGAAUUACACACACUGCUUAACCGGGCAGGCAUUCACCCACCAUUUAUACUUGUUGGUCACUCCUACGGCGGAAUAAUUGCGCGCGAGUACCUCCACCUAUAUCCAAGCGAUGUGGCAGGUAUGGUUCUCGCGGACGCUGCCACAGAGAGAACCUGCCAUUACUUCAAGAUACCAGACCCGAACAUCGAGGCGGUGCUGGGAUCUCUCAAGUACUCGCAGGUUACGGGGCUAAGGGACGACUCGGUUCUCUCUCGUGAUGAAUGGAGAAUGCGGGCCGCAGAUAUCUCUAGGGGUGGGGUAGCCACUCAAGCUGAAGCAGCCGCGUCUACAGAAGUAUGUGAGACUCUCAGACAGAAGGAGCAAUAUAAAAAAUGUGCUCUGGGUGCCAAACCGUUAAGUGUAAUCCGCUGCAAUAGUGCAAGGGACUACGAACGGAUCUAUGAGGCAGGCGUCGCGGCGGGAAAUGGCACGGAAGCGCAGCAAAGAGGAUUUCGAGAACUCUUGGAUAGGUGGGAUGAUAUUGACCGCUUGUUAAAGGAAGAACAGCUUCAACUGUCAUCAAGGAGUCGGCUCAGGCAUGUUCCUGACUGUGGCCAUAACCUUCAUCUCGUUCGACCAGAUAUUUUUGCGCAAGAAAUCCAGUGGGUACGGGGGGUAAUCAUGAUAGAGCCCCAACUUUAA